Messenger RNA from Sinocyclocheilus grahami, 2090 nucleotides. Its product is annotated as BRI3-binding protein-like. Gene Ontology annotation, cellular component: mitochondrion. The record is from RefSeq and is a predicted model, not a curated record. The coding region runs from base 343 to 1047 and encodes 234 amino acids. The transcript is spliced from 3 exons. NCBI's taxonomy places the organism in Eukaryota, Metazoa, Chordata, Actinopteri, Cypriniformes, Cyprinidae.
UUUUAGUUUUAUUGUUUAAUUUUAUUUAUUUAUCUGUACCUUUUAAUCUUCAAUUCUGGGUAGAAGCCUUAGCCAAAAACAGUGUUUUAAAUUUUAAACCAUCAUUGCAAAAAAUUAUAAGCUAAAUUGUUAGACCUUUAUUCUAAAAACAAAAAGUGUACUUCCGGCGCCGAUCACUACAUUUCUUCACACUCUUCCCGCGCGCAGCUUCCUGCUUCAUCUCUCCGCAGCAUCUUCCGGCACAUCACACCUCUACAUUCAGUCUAUUAUAAGCGCUAACUGACCGCUGCCGUCCAGAAUUUUCUCCAUUGCACAUCGCCGGUUGUCAGGUCGUCUAUAAAGAUGAAGGGAGCGAAAUUGGCUGUGAUUUUAAGCGUGUUUUUGGGUUUUGUCCUCCUGACUGAGACAGCGCGAAGCAAGAGAGACUCCAGCAGCCAGAACAGCUUCAGGAGGGCGGCCAGCGGUUUCUACCAAACCCUCAGCAAUAUCUUCGGAGAGGAGAACAUCAGGGGGCUGUACAAGUUCUUCUCAAAAACUACAGAGAGGUUUGUUUAUGGAGUCGAUUCAUUAUUGGACACCUUGUGGAAACUGUGGGUGGAUCUGCUUGAUGUUAUGGGCAUUGACUCCUCUAACCUGACGCACUACUUCAGCCCAUCGUCCGUGUCCAGCUCUCCUGCUCGUGCUCUCCUCCUGGUGGCAGCCUUGCUGGUGGCUUACUGGUUCCUGUCCGUGUUCAUGAGCGGUUUCUUUUACAUCCUCCAAGUGAUGUUCGGCCGUUUCUUCUGGCUGGCCCGCGUGGCCCUUUUCGCCCUCUCGUGCCUGUAUAUUCUGCAGAAAUUCGAGGGUGACCCUGAGAAAGCGGUGCUGCCGCUGUGCUCCAUCAUGGCUGUGUACUUCAUGACGGGACCAGUGGGAGCAUACUGGCGGAAAGGGGGUGGACCUGGAACUCUGGAGGAGAAGAUCGACCACCUCGAUACCCAGAUCCGCCUUCUAAACAUCCGCUUGAGCAGAGUGAUUGAAAACCUAGAGAGCUCAAGUGACCAAUGAAAUGAUUUUUUUCGCCCCAGGCUGAGGGUGAGAGCUGGGUUUUGUGGGAUGGGAUGAGAAGAAAAUUUUUUUUUUGUUGUUGUGCUCCUUUUUUUCCUCGGGAUGUCCCAACAUUUUAGUGAGGCACGAAUUGUAUGUGACGUAUGGAAAUUUGAUAAAUUCCCCAGUUGAUAUGCUGAAAAAGAGUCUAUUAGAUUCCCCCUGUUGUCGUAGAAUUAUUAGUGUCCACUUCUACUGUAGCCACCCAUUUUUGAGUAAAUAUGGACUUUUUUGUAUACUGUGUGUCUGCAAGCCUUGAGUUGAGUGUGUUAGUCCAUUUCACACAGUGUUACGCCCUUUUCCAUAAGCUGUGUUAGGACACUUUCUAUAAGUGUGUUAUUUAUCAGUCAAAGGCAAUGCAAUUGAGUUGAUUCAGAAACACUCAAAGUGUGAAGAAUAGUCGGUAUCACUGCAUUUUUCAUCUCUACCAUGUGUCUUGAGGUCACCAGAGGUUACUCUGAGUUCAGGACCGGUCGCACACUAUCAGGGAUUGAGAUGUAUGUGGAAAUCGCUUUCAGAAAGCAGCUAGUCAUCAGAAGCGUGAGGAUAUGUGACCAGUGUUCCUGGCAGCAAAAUAACAGUGCUGCAAUGUACACCGCUAUCUCUGUCCAACUCCAGCUGGAAAAACCUGGUCAUGCAACUUUGCUCUCAGCAUGAGAUCAUUGUAUGUACCAUUUUAAUACACUUAUCGAAAGGGAUUAAUUAAAUAGCUUUUAGUACCACUGCGUAUUAGUGCUGCUUAGUAAAAUCUAGUAAACUUUUUAAGAAAGUGGCCUAUGGUUUCAUCCUCAGUGGCAUUUUGUCUUAUUAGAAAUGCCUCCUAACUAAUCUAGCCUGUGUCCCAUCUUCUCUGCUUGUUGUCAUUCACUCUUACUAUUUUUUUUUUUUCUUUUUGCAGCUUUAACAUUCAUUCCACUUUUUGGUUUUGAAUUCAUCAUGUUUUUGCAACCUGGGUAGCCAAAACUAAUUUGUAUGGUUUUUAAAAUAUAUUUCAGACAUUUACU